This is a messenger RNA of Temnothorax curvispinosus, 2332 nucleotides long. RefSeq lists its product as uncharacterized. The record is from RefSeq and is a predicted model, not a curated record. Gene Ontology annotation, biological process: DNA recombination; DNA integration. Gene Ontology annotation, molecular function: DNA binding. NCBI's taxonomy places the organism in Eukaryota, Metazoa, Arthropoda, Insecta, Hymenoptera, Formicidae.
UAAGCCACACGUGUAUUGAAGAGAUUCCGAGAAAAUGGGAAAGCGGAAAGAAAGAGAUUUGUCUUCAGGAUCAGAAGAUAACGAGGAGUUACGGAAAAGAGUUAGACGUUUAGAAAAGGCAUUGAGAAAGGAGAAAGGAGAAAGAGGCCGAUCAAAACACAGAAGUCGCAAGGAACGUUGUACAAGCAGAUCAACAUCUCGAGAGGUUAGAAGCGGUCGCGACUAUCGUUACAAACGGAAGUAUUAUACCAAUAGACGAAGUCAUAGCCGGGAUUACUACCCGCAUGGUCACCCGUACGACGAGGACGCGGUGGAUGAUUAUGAAGGUGAAAGUCGAGAUACGAGGAAUCAUUCGCUUAGUUCGAGUCCCUCAGGAGGGAACCUGAGUUCACCUGAAUCAAAGGAAGGCGAGACUACUCAAAAGGCUCUCGAAAAAACGCCAUCCGAGCAACCAUCCGGGGGAACAGGCAGUCAAGGAGUUGUAGAAUCGGAUAACGUUCCGAAAGGAGAAAAAGAGCUCUCGGCAGAGAUAGUAAAAAUGUUCGGAGAGCGAAUAAUGCCGGAUAGAACUCUAGCACCGCCGGUGCACAAAGAUCUGGCAGUCAGAUGGGAAGACAUAAUAAAAAAGGGUCUACCAACUGAGGAACGGAAAUCUCUACUGAAGAAACUUCCUCCUCCAGAAAACUGUACCGCAAUAGAUCCACCAAAGCUUAAUUUGGAAGUUAAGUCUGCUCUUGACAAUACUAUUAUUAAGAGAGACGAGCGUAUUGUGGAGAAACAAGCAAAAAUGACUGCUGCUAUUGCUGGGAUUGCAAAGGCCUUGAACUCUACGUUGGAAGGAGAUCCGGAAAAUAAAUUGGGCCUUGUAGAACAUCUUAGCGAUACCGCAAGAUUAUUAGUAGACUUACAACGUGAUGAGACAAUGAUUCGCAGGAGUCUUAUCUUAAAAAACGUCAAGAGCUCAUAUAGGGAUACCCUUAAGGAUACUUUAUGGGACGAAGAGCUUUUCGGAAAAGGCCUGGCGGAAAAACUCAAAACAACUAAGGUUUUGCAGCAAUCGUCAAAGGACUUAAAGAGUGGCGCUAAAGACCAGUCUUGGAAUAAAAAUUCAAAAAACUCGCGGGGCCCGUCUCGCUGGAAUCGAUACAAGUCGCACGGUCAAUCGGGCGAGCGGGCAGAGGCGGACAUACAACCAGCGACAGAAUCCGUCCUCUCAGGGUCACAGUACCUAUCGGAAGCCGGACCAAGUACCAGCGAAGAAGGAUUAGAAAAGGCCGCAUCCUCUUUGGAAAAGAAUUACCCUGGUUGCCGGAGUGCUGUCAGGAAAGCGUUCGAACUAAGAGAGGUACCAAUAGAGGCGACGGGCAUCAUGCUGUCUUCACUGACGGAGUCCUCGAUUAAGCAAUAUGACUCUUGUCUCAAAAAAUGGUGGAAAUUCUGUAAAGACAAUAACGUUAAUCCGUUUAAAGGAACAUUAACAGAGGUCCUAAAAUUUUUAACAGAAGAGUUCCAAGAAGGUAGAGCCUCUUAUGGUACACUCAACAGUUGUAGAUCUGCAAUAGCCUUAUUACGGGGUCCAGAAGUGGGAGAAGAUGCGAGAAUGAAGAGAUUUUUUAAGGGAGUCGGAAAGUUGCGACCCAGUAUGCCAAAAUAUGAUACAACGUGGGAUCCUAAAAUGGUAUUGGAUCAUGUGAGUAGCUGGGGUGCCAAUAAUGAUAUGACAUUAGAAAAAUUAUCUUUAAAAUUGGUAACGCUGCUCGCUCUCACUACUGGACAACGUAUGCAAACACUUGAACUAAUAAAUAUAAAAAACAUUCAUAGAUUAGAAGAUGUUAUUGAAAUUAGGAUUCCCGACAGGAUUAAGACUUCAAAGCUUAAUAAACCGCAACCAGUAUUAAUUGUUCCGUUUUAUCGCGGUAAUUUGAAUUUAUGCGUUGCUUCUACGUUGGAAAUAUAUCUUAAAAAGACAGAGGAUUUACGGAGAUUAGAAACAAAAUUGUUUAUUUCGUUUAAAAAACCAUUCAAGUCGGUAUCUAGCCAGACCUUAAGUCGCUGGAUUAAAAAUACUCUUAAUAGUAGUGGAGUGGACACGAAUAUAUUCAGCGCAUAUAGUACCCGCCAUGCCUCAACGUCAGCCGCUAAGCGAAGUGGCGUAAAUAUAGACGCGAUUAAAAAGGCAGCGGGAUGGUCGGAGAAGUCAGAGACAUUUGCACGAUUUUAUAAUCGAAAUAUAAGUUCAUCUAAGGAUGCUUUUGCCAAAGCUAUCCUCAAUAUUGCAAGUUAAUUUUAUAAAAUUUUUAGUUAUGUAAUACUCUUUAUUUAAAAAAGUGUA